Messenger RNA from Angiostrongylus costaricensis, 1626 nucleotides. Lineage: Eukaryota; Metazoa; Nematoda; Chromadorea; Rhabditida; Metastrongylidae. The record is from the annotation of a GenBank genome assembly.
AUGGAAGCUCAAUCUAGCCAAUCCCGAUUGGUGCUUCCGUCAUGCGGAACGCUUUUUAAAUGGACGAAUUACAUUAAUGGUUGGAGACAGCGAUAUUUCGAGAUAAAACAUGGACACCUGUUGUACUACAUUAGUAAGGAGGACCAGGCAUCCGUAUGUCGAGGCAGUGUUUCUAUUAAGAGCAUUAAGAUUACUUUGCAUGAAUUCAACGACUGUGAGUUCAUGGUGUCGGUUGGAGGGGAUAUUGCCUGGCAUCUCAGAGCUGAAAACACUCACAUGCGAGCCCUUUGGGUAAAGGCUCUAACGCAAGAUUCAAACGACUCAGAUUAUGGCACUAAUUCCCCUAAAACUCAUUCGAGCAACACUUCUCUCUCUUCACUGACAUUCGAUAAGAAGGAUCAAAAUGUUGUUUCCCGUAUCGCUGAGUUGGAGGCGUAUCGAACAAUGUGUCGCGAGCAGAUGAUGUCACUUCGAAGGGAUCUGCAGCAGAUUGGAGUGCCACAAGCUAGAAUUUUGUGUAUUAACGCGACACAUAUUGCCAUGCUUGAUAACAUCAACCAGAUUAUCAGUCUUGCAAAGAAUCAGGUUGGCAAUUCACGCCACAGACUCUCUAUCAAUCUCGACAUUGGUCGAACAUUUCUUUAUAUGCUUGUUGAGCAAAGACGAGAUGUUAUAAGUCAUGGAACAUUUUAUCUGCAGACAAGUGAUUGUGGCGAUGAGUGGCACGACGCUGAUGAACAUUCAUCUUUGUCGUUUGAUAGUGCUGAGGAAGCUAUGGAACGCCAGUCUCAUUCAUCUGAAAACCCUAUAACCGUAAACUUCGUCCGAGACGAACGAGAAAAUGAGCAGAAAACUAGUCGAGUUAGUUGCAUAGUUACUCUUUUAUUUGGGGAUUACGACAAUGUUUUAAUUCCGAAUACCCACUCCUAUUACGAUUUGAUAGACAAUUUAACGAAAGAGCAGCUCAGAUACGCUCUUGCUGGUGUUGAAGAAAAAGUUUGGACCCUUUUUGCCGAAGAUGGUGCAAUGAAGAUGUACACACGAGAAGAAACUGUUGAUGGAGGAUUGCCUAUAGAUCCACUUAAAGCAGUUCACCAAGUGAAGGGAGUGACAGCUCUUGAAUUCAUGCAUUACUUCUUCGAUGACAAGUACAAGAUGGAGUGGGACCAUACAUUAAAUGGAAUGUGUGUCGUUGAAAGGAUCAGUCGUGACACCAUGGUUUUGCAUCAAAAACAUAAAACAGUCUGGCCAGCAGCAUCUCGUGAAUCGUUGUUUGUUUCACAUAUUCGCAGAGUGGAUGAAUUGAAGAGUAAAGAGGCACAUGAUCUUUAUAUCGUAUGUAACAAGGAUGUAACACGACCGGAUGUUCCUGUCGCCUCUUCGAGUGUUCGUGUUGGUCUUAAGGUUUCAAUGAUAUGCGAAACUGUGAUUAAAGAUGUUAACCCAACUGAAGUUUCUCGUGACAACAUUUUGUGUAAUAUUAUCUACGUUUCGCAAGUUCAUCCAGGAGGAUGGGUACCAACAACCGCAUUGCGGCAUGUGUACAAGAAGGAGUACCCCAAAUUUCUGCGAACUUUCACUGACUAUGUCCUUAAAAAUGUCAAAGACAAGCCAGUGUGCAUGUAG